CUAUCAAAUAUAACCUCACAUAACUUAUCAAAAUUAGAGUUCCUAACACAGAUAAUAGAAGUAUAACCUAUAAAAUUGGAAUAAAUUAAAGAGUGAUAAAAAAAGGGUAAAAAUUAAAUUAAAAAAUAAAAAGUGAAUAUACAAUAUAAUUUUCUCGAUAAUUAUUGAUUUUGAGCUUAUAUUUAACAAAAUUUUACGAAAUUACUAUUUUUUCUUCUACACAUUAAUAUAUUAAUAUAUUGAACAAAAAUUUUGAGCCUUUAGUUUGGGUGGCUCUAAGCACGGGCAUAGCCCAAGAUCCGGCUUGCAUACGUUGUAGUUAUUUAAAACUGCUUAUAAAUUUUUAGAAAAUUCUAAUAGUUUACAGUUUUAAAAAUAAAAUGUACCCCAAGACUAGUGCGGAUAGUUUAGAGUGUACUUCUUAUACACGUGGCAGUAUAUUACACGUUAUUGCAGCUUCAUUUUAUCACUGAAACACACUGUAUAAAUACCCAUACACCUCACAACGAUCUCACUUCUCAAACCGCCACAGAGGAUAAGGUUCUUCUAGAAGCUUUCUUUAAUUGAAAAAAAAAAAUGGAAAAUUCUCACUCUAACGAUAACGAGUUCUCUCAACUCAUUCCGGGUCUACCCGACGAACUCGGUUACGAAUGCUUAACUCGUCUUCAGUACACGACUCACUGUGUCGCCUCCCGAGUUUGCCAUCGAUGGCGAGAUCUCAUCCAAACCUCCGAAUUUCAUCGAUACAGAAAAUCAAAAGGUUUCACUCACAAACUAGCUUGCUUAGUACAAGCUCAAACCAAUCCUCAACUCGCUUCCCCGAAACGCACCGACUCACCGAGUUUCGGACUCGUCGCGUUCGAUACCACCGAUUCGACCUGGCGCCGGAUCGAUCCGGUUCCGAAAUACGCGGACGGAUUGCCUAUGUUCUGCCACGUGGCGGGUUGUGAAGGUAAGCUGGUUGUAAUGGGCGGUUGGGAUCCGAAAAGCUACGGACCCGUUUCGGAUGUUUUCGUUUUCGAUUUCGCUAAGAAUCGGUGGAGCGAAGCCAAGGCCAUGCCGGGUAAGAGGUCGUUCUUUGCGGUCGGGUCUUAUUCGGGUCGGAUCUAUGUUGCGGGUGGGCACGAUGAGAAUAAGAACGCGUUGAGUUCGGCUUGGGUUUACGAUGUGAGUCUGGACGAGUGGAGCGAGUUGGCUCAGAUGAGUCAGGGCCGUGACGAGUGCGAAGGCGUGGUGUUAAACGGUGAGUUUUGGGUUGUGAGUGGGUACGGCACCGACAGUCAGGGCGCGUUUGAGUCAAGCGCGGAGGUUUAUAGUUUUGCUAGUGGGGAAUGGAGGCGCGUGGAGAGUGUGUGGGCUGAAGGGGAGUGUCCUAGAGGACGCGUGGGUGUUUGGAAAGAGAAGGAAGGGAAGUUUUCUAAUUGGGCCGAGUUAGACUCGGCGGUUCGGAUUGGAACGUGUUGGGUGGGCCUGGAUUAUCGGGCCCUAGUGAUGGGCUCAGAUUAUCAGGGUGGGGCCCAUGGUUUCUUUAUGGUGGAAUUGAAACAAGGACAAAAGGGGAAGUUGGAAAAUAUAAUUGUGCCCUGUGAAUUCAGUGGAUCUGUUCAAUCAGCUUGUUGUGUUGAGAUAUAAUUUAAAUUAUAAAAUGGAAAAAUUAAAAAAAAAUUAUAAAACUAUAUUAUAAAAUAUGUAUAUAUAUACGACCUUAAUACUAUAUCAAAAAACAUAAGUGAAUUAAAACUACAUUGGGAAAUAUUAUUAGCUUUUGAGUUAUACUCACUUUCUUAGAAGGUCUCGUAUUAAUAAAGUAGUGUCUAUUCUUAUAUAUCUAUCAUCUAGAUAGAUAUUAUGUUGAUAUUAUUAUUAUUGAAAAAAAAAUCAGUCUAUCCAAUAAUGGAUAUGGAUGUGAAUUGUGGAUCAAAA
Messenger RNA from Cannabis sativa, 1923 nucleotides. Its product is annotated as F-box/kelch-repeat protein At2g44130. The transcript has a single exon. Gene Ontology annotation, biological process: regulation of phenylpropanoid metabolic process; negative regulation of cytokinin-activated signaling pathway. Gene Ontology annotation, molecular function: protein binding. Bases 577 to 1632 code for a protein of 351 amino acids. NCBI's taxonomy places the organism in Eukaryota, Viridiplantae, Streptophyta, Magnoliopsida, Rosales, Cannabaceae. The record is from RefSeq and is a predicted model, not a curated record.